UCCCCGCAUCCUGCUCUGCUGGGUUAAGUCCCUCUUUGGCCGGCUCUUGUCCAUCAUUUGCCGAAGUGAACCAACUGGCUCCCUGUGGGAGUCUCCCCUAGCAAUUGUAUCUAUACUUGGACUUCUCAGAUCUCCUCUCUUCAGAUCUCAGAGGAUGGCCUUGUCUGGAAAUCCCGCUGGUUCCAUCAUCCUCUAGCUAUGGAACGAGGCUGUGCCAGCAGGUUUGGGGGCAGGAGAACGGGGCUAAUCAAGCCAUCCAGGAAACACUGGAGGACUUGCCCAGCCUUUAAAGGACCCUGGGCUUUCUGAAUCCAGCCCACUCUGGUGGUAAGCAUGAUGCAACUUCUGCAACUUCUGCUGGGGCUUUGGGGGCCAGGUGGCUACUUGUUCCUUUCAGGGAACUGUCAAGAGGUGGCUACUCUCACAGUGAAAUACCAAGUGUCAGAGGAAGUGCCGUCUGGCACGGUGAUCGGGAAACUGUCCCGAGAACUGGGCUGGGAGGAGAGGCAUGGGCAGGCGGGGACUGCCUUCCAGGUCUUGCAGCUGCCUCAAGCACUCCCCGUUCAGGUGGACUCUGAAGACGGCUUGCUGAGCACGGGGAGGCGGCUGGACCGAGAGCAGCUAUGCCGGCAGCGGGAGCCCUGCCUGGUUUCCUUUGAUGUGCUUGCCACGGAGGAUUUGGCUCUGAUCCACGUGGAGAUCCAGGUGCUGGAUGUCAACGACCACCAGCCGCAGUUUCCCAAAGGCGAGCAGGAGCUAGAAAUCUCUGAGAGUGCCUCUCUACGCACCCGGAUCCCCCUGGACAGAGCUCUCGACCCAGACACUGGCCCCAAUACCCUGCACUCCUACACCCUGUCUCCCAGUGAGCACUUUGCCCUGGAUGUCAUCGUGGGGCCUGAUGAGACCAAACACGCAGAACUCAUGGUGGUGAAGGAGUUGGACCGGGAAAUCCACUCGUUUUUCGAUCUGGUCUUAACUGCAUAUGACGGUGGGAACCCCCCCAAGUCAGGCACCAGCUUGGUCAAGGUCAAUGUCCUGGACUCCAAUGACAAUAGCCCUGUCUUUGCUGAGAGCUCACUGGCACUAGAAAUCCAAGAAGACGCGCCCCCCGGUACUCUCCUGCUAAACCUCACUGCCACAGACCCUGACCAAGGGCCCAACGGCGAGGUAGAGUUCUUUCUCGGGAAGCACGUGCCUGCAGAGGUUCUAGACACCUUCAGUGUUGAAGCCAAGACGGGCCACAUCAUUCUGCGUCGAGCCCUAGACUACGAGAAGAAUCCUGCCUAUGAGGUGGACGUCCAGGCAAGAGACCUGGGUCCCAACCCCAUCCCAGCCCAUUGCAAAGUUCUUAUCAAGGUUCUGGAUGUCAAUGACAAUGCCCCGAGCCUCCACAUCACGUGGGCCUCCCAGCUGUCACUAGUGUCAGAAGCUCUCCCCAAGGACAGUUUCAUUGCUCUCAUAGUGGCAAAUGACUUGGACUCAGGAAAUAAUGGUCUGGUCCACUGUUGGCUGAACCAAGAGCUAGGUCACUUCAGGUUGAAAAAGACCAACGGCAACACAUACAUGCUGCUAACCAAUGCCACGCUGGACAGAGAGCAGUGGCCCCGGUACACCCUCACUCUGUUAGCCCAAGACCAAGGACCCCAGCCCUUAUCAGCCAAGGAGCAGCUCAGCAUCGAGAUCAGUGACGCCAACGACAACGCACCUGUGUUUGAGGAGAGCAGAUAUAAGGUCUACACUCGGGAAAACAAUCUGCCUUCCCUUCACCUCAUUACCGUCAAGGCUCAUGAUGCAGACUUGGGCAUUAAUGGAAAAAUCUCAUACCGCAUCCAGGACUCCCCAGUUUCUUAUUUGGUGGCUAUUGACUCACACACGGGGGAGGUGACUGCUCAGAGGACACUGGACUACGAACAGAUGGUCGGCUUUGAGUUCCGGGUGAUUGCAGAGGACAUGGGGCAGCCCCAGCUUGCAUCUCACGUCACCGUGUGGGUCAGCCUCCUGGAUGUCAACGAUAAUGCCCCAGAGGUGGUUCAGCCCGUGCUCAGCGAUGGAAAGGCCAGCCUCUCAGUUCUCGUAAAUGCCUCCACAGGCCACCUUCUGGUGCCCAUCGAGACUCCCAGUGGUUUGGGUCCAGCCGACGCUGACACACCAUCACCGGCCACCCACAGCUCCCGGCCAUUCCUUCUGACAACCAUCGUGGCAAGAGAUGCAGACUCAGGGGCAAAUGGAGAGCUCCUCUACAGCAUCCAGAGGGGUAACGAACUUCGUCUCUUUGUCCUCAGCCCCCACCAGGGGCAGCUGUUCAUCAAUGUCACCAAUGCCAGCAGCCUCAUUGGGAGCGAGUGGGAGCUGGAGAUAGUCGUAGAGGACCGUGGCAGCCCCCCCUUGCAGACCCGAGCUCUGUUGAGGGUCAUGUUUGUCACCAGCGUGGACCACCUCAGGGACUUGGCCCACGAACCCCAGGCCCUGAGCACAUCGGUGCUGACCGUGAUUUGCCUGGCUGUACUGCUGGCCGUCUUUGGGUUAAUCUGGGCUCUGGUCAUGUCCAUCUGCAGGACGGAGAAGAAGGACAACCGGGCGUACAACUGUCGGGAGGCUGACUCCACCUACCGUCAGCAGCCCAAGAGGCCCCAGAAGCACAUUCAGAAGGCAGAUAUCCUUCUAGUGCCUGUGCUCAGCAGCCAGACGGAUGAGCCUGGUGAAUUCAGACAGCCCCACAAGGACACGGGUAAGGCAGCGCUGGUGGAAGCAGGCUGGGACCCCUGUCUGCAGGCCCCCUUUCACCUCACACCGACCUUGUACAGGACCCUACGUAACCAAGGCAACCAGGGAACACUGGCCGAGAGCCGAGAGGUGCUGCAGGACACCGUCAACCUCCUUUUCAACCAUCCCAGGCAGAGGAACGCCUCCCGGGAGAACCUCACCCUUCCUGAGCCCCAGACUGUGAUGGGUCAGCCACUCUCAAGGACCCUGAAGGUGGCAGGCAGUCCCAUAGGGAAGCCGCCCAGGGACCAGGGCAGUGAGGAGGCCCCACCAAGCCUGGCGGCCUCCUCUGCAACCCUGAGGCGGCAGCGGAAUCUCAAUGGCAAAGUGUCCCCCAAGAAAGAGUCAAGCCCCCGUCAGAUCCUGCGGAGCCUGGUCCGGCUGUCUGUGGCUGCCUUUGCAGAGCGGAACCCUGUGGAGGAGCUCACUGUGGAUUCUCCUCCCGUUCAGCAAAUCUCCCAGCUGCUGUCCUUGCUGCAUCAGGGCCAAUUCCAGCCCAAACCAAACCACCGAGGAAAUAAGUACUUGGCCAAGCCCGGCAGCAGGAGUGCAGUGCCAGACACAGGUGCCAGGACUGGUGGCCAGGCAGAAGCAGACCAGGAGGAAGGCCCCUUGGACCCUGAAGAGGACCUCUCUGUGAAGCAGCUGCUGAAAGAAGAGCUGUCCAGCUUGCUGGACCCCCACACAGGCCUGGACCUGGACCGGCUGAGCGCCCCUGAUCCGGCCUGGAUGGCGAGGCUGUCUUUACCCCUCACCACCAACUACCGCGACAACCUGUUCUCCCCGGAUGCUGAGACUUCGGAGGAGCCGCGGACCUUUCAGACGUUCGGCAAGGCCACCGGGCCCGAGCUGAGCCCCACGGGCACGCGGCUGGCCAGCACCUUCCUCUCAGAGAUGAGCUCGCUGCUGGAGAUGCUUUUGGCGCAGCGCUCCAGCGUGCCCGUGGAGGCCGCCUCCGAGGUGCUGCGGCGGCUCUCUGUCUGUGGGAGGACCCUCAGUCUGGACCUGGCCACCAGUGGGGCCUUGGGCACAGAAGCCCCGGGGGGCCCGGGUGGAAAGAAGGGGGCUGAGGGCACAACCAGCAGCAGCAGCAGCAGCAAUAGGGACCUGUGAACACAAUUUGGGGACCUCUGAAUCCUGAAACUGGGGACCCUGGGAGAUGUUUGGGAACUGAGGAUCCUGGAACAUGAGCAGGUUGCUAAAAUCUUGAACUCAAUGGCCAGAAGUGACCUGAGAACUUUAGGGUGACUGAUGCUACCCCUGCAACAGAGGCAGAGCUGUCUGACCAAAGCAGGCUCCCUUGUACAUUUUUGGGGGGACGGGACAGUUUGAGGCUGAGAUAAGUGUUUGCUGGCAAAACACAAGUAGAGUGCAAAGGGUCAGUCCUCUGCAGAAGAGAUCUAAGGAGUGUCACAAGCAGGAAAGGAUGUCCUUGUUGGAUACUGGAGUGUGGGAGGGCUGGAUCCUGGGCAAUGCUCUCUGACCUACUAAUAAAGGAAAAGCAGUA
Molecule: messenger RNA, 4270 nt
Organism: Choloepus didactylus (southern two-toed sloth)
Lineage: Eukaryota; Metazoa; Chordata; Mammalia; Pilosa; Megalonychidae
Gene: PCDH12
Product: protocadherin 12
Exons: 4
Coding region: 334-3876 (1180 amino acids)
Biological process (GO): homophilic cell-cell adhesion
Cellular component (GO): plasma membrane
Molecular function (GO): calcium ion binding
Source: RefSeq, a predicted model, not a curated record